AUGUCUGUCAGCCAUAUUCCGUGCGCCAUGGCCGACCGCGUCAAACUCAAUAUCCGUGCUGGUGGAGACGAUCCAGGGCCUGCAAGGUUCGAGGGGCUUCAAAAGGCGAACAUGAACGUCGAGAUUGAAACCAAGAGACUCAAUAGUCAGAUAUCGGACCGUAACGCACGACGUGACAUGUUCAAAUCACGGAGCCCCUCGCCGACGACGGCAGCGCCUGUGAGGUCGGCAUCGGAAACAGAGCACCAGUCCAGCGACGAGGACGCCGUUGCACUGCGCAAGCUGACGCGCAAAAUCGACCUGCGCAUCAUCCCGCUCUUCAUCUUUCUCUACACCAUGACGUUCCUCGACCGCGUCAACAUUGGCAAUGCCAGGCUGUGGCACCUCGAGGCCGACCUCGGCAUGGCGGGGUACGACUACAACCUCGCCGUGCUCGUCUUCUACAUCCCCUACAUGCUGCUCGAGAUUCCGUCCAACAUGCUCCUCAACCGCCUGAAGCCGCGCUACUACAUCGCCUCGCUCGUCUUCCUCUGGGGCCUGACCAUCACGCUCGCCGGCUUCUCGACGCGGUUCGCCCACCUCGUCGCGGCGCGCGUCCUCCUCGGCGUCUUCGAGGCCGGCAUGUUCCCCGGCUGCCUCUUCCUCCUGGCCACCUGCAUCUCCGUCUUCACGCCGACCAUCCUGCGCACCUUUGGCUGGGGCCCGCUCAAGUCCAACCUGCUGUCGACGCCCGUGCGCGUCGCGUCGGGCGUCGUGUCUGUUCUCGUCGGCGUCGUGUCCGACCGCACGCGCCGCCGCGGCGUGUACUGUCUCGGCGGCUUCGCGACGAGCAUCGUCGGCUUGCUCGUCGUCAUGGUGCCGACGGACGGAGGCGUGCGGUAUGCGGGGCUGUAUCUUGCGGCCGUGGGCAUUUACGUGUGCCAGCCGCUUGUCAUUGCUUGGACUGUCAACCAGCUCGUCGGUAACGUGAAGCGCGGCACGGCGACGGCGUUCGCCAUUAGCUGCGGUCAGCUCGGCGGCAUCAUCUCGGCCGUCGUGUUUCCCGCCAAGGACGAGCCGCAGUACGUGGCGGGCAUCAGCAUGUGCAUCGGGUUUCAGGCCGUGGGCAUCGCCAUGGCCGUCAUCAUGUGGGUGUGUUGCCAGAGGGAGAACCAGGCGCGAGAAAGGGGCGAGAGAGAGUAUCGGCGGAAUCUGCCGGAGGACGAGGUGCGGAGGUUGGGAGAGAAGCAUCCCGAUUUCCGAUACACAUUGUAG
Verticillium dahliae VdLs.17 is the source of this 1254-nucleotide messenger RNA. RefSeq lists its product as uncharacterized. Bases 1 to 1254 code for a protein of 417 amino acids. Gene Ontology annotation, cellular component: membrane. Gene Ontology annotation, molecular function: transmembrane transporter activity. Gene Ontology annotation, biological process: transmembrane transport. Lineage: Eukaryota; Fungi; Ascomycota; Sordariomycetes; Glomerellales; Plectosphaerellaceae. The transcript has 5 exons. The record is from RefSeq and is a predicted model, not a curated record.